Molecule: messenger RNA, 585 nt
Organism: Penicillium samsonianum
Lineage: Eukaryota; Fungi; Ascomycota; Eurotiomycetes; Eurotiales; Aspergillaceae
Product: GNAT family N-acetyltransferase
Exons: 1
Coding region: 1-585 (194 amino acids)
Molecular function (GO): acyltransferase activity, transferring groups other than amino-acyl groups
Source: RefSeq, a predicted model, not a curated record
AUGUCCUCUGCCCCGCCAACAAGUGGACUCCCACCCAAAACAUGGACAAGAGACACCAACCGCGAAUUCUUCAUCUCAACCGAACCAAAGCUACUCUCUGUCAAAGCAGUCAAUGCCGCAUUCGACAGAGACUUCGUUUACUGGGUGCAAAAGCCCUUCCCAGAUGAGGUGCUGUGGCAGAUGCUCCACGGCUCCUUGAGUUUCGGUGUGUACAGGUGGACCCAACCUGCAGAAUCUGUGAAUGAUUCUACCACCCCGUCUUCAAAGAACACUGAGCAGAUUGGACUUGCUCGUAUGGUCACAGAUGGGUGUUCAUUUGCUUAUUUGUCGGAUACAUACGUUCUCCCCGAAUACCAAGGCAGCGGACUUGGGAAAUGGCUUGUGGAUUGUGUCGCCGAGACCUUUUCCAAGGAGAAUAUGCCUUAUCUACGUCGGAUUAUGUUGCUCACUGAUGAUGAGCGCAUGCAGUCUUUCUACGCGAAGAUGUUUGGUGUGAAAGUCGUUGGGCGUGAAGAAAGAAAGGACAUGGGGAGGGAUUUAGUGUUUAUGUGUGCGAGACCAAAUGCACCGCCAUCAUUAGAUUGA